AUGGGCCAUAAUAGAGUUUGUUGGGGUGGGGUCUUGGCAAAACUGAUUAAUCACGGUACCGGAGCCGAAAUCACGUGCAAUACGGAGGAUCGGCUAAUAAGACCUCGGAAGGCCGGUGUCGAUAACAACACGAGGCAGUUAAAGAAAAACCGCGACUUCCGAAAAAGUGGAGGAGGACCGUUAUCGAUAACACCACGCGACACGAAGCUUCUGCCGCCAUGGCUUAAGAGUCAUAGCGAUUCUAGUCAACAGCUGGAAUUGUCUUCAAGUUUUUCCAUAUCAACCCUUUCUGAGAUGGCACUACUUUGCAACCUCCCGAACGAGAUCUUGUCACAGGUCACUGGUUACCUGGACCGCCCCUCCGAUGUUCUGCAUCUCUCAUUGAGCAGUCGUAGACUCUACGAGUUCGCUAAACCCGAUGGGUGGAAAGCGUUUCUGAGAGGACGUUUUGGCCUCCUAGGCUUAGAUUUAGACGCUCGAAACUCAGUUCAUGGUCUCACAACGCUGUAUCGGAACUGGGAUCGCAAAGCCUUGGUUGCGAGGUACUUAGAACCCUCAGCCAACACGACGAAUCUUAGCACAUGGGAGAGGACGAAGUGGAGAGGCCCCCAGGGUCAGACAAUGGGUUACCAGCCGAGUAUUGACAGCUAUGAGGAGAUGCUUGGGCAGUGGGCAAAUAGGAGGGAGGUCCUCGCCUGGUCUGCGGGAACACAUGUUGUUGUUAGAGUCAAAGAGACAGGCUCAAAGCCAAUCAAAGCCUGGGAAGCGCUCCAAGACUCAGAAUCGGCUAUUGGGCACCUGGAGGAGUUCAACGACUACAAGCAUCUAGCAUCUUGGUACACGUAUAAAAUACCUAGAAGCUCUGAGGGCCGAGAUGAUAUCACAGCACUAAAGCUCCUUCGGCCACAUCAGAAAGAUGGCGAAUUGGACGCUGUCGCUUUUGGCAGCGCCUCAGGUUAUCUAUCGCUUCUGUCCUUCGACCCAGAGCGACAUCAAAGGAAAGGGCACUUGUACAGGACUGGCCAUCGGUCUGUUGGGUCUUUGUCUAUUUCCCCUUCGAGCCGACCAUUGAUGGCGGCGACCCUCGGCGACUCAUCACUCUCCCUUUUUCCGAUCAAGCCUAAUAAUUCUCCCUCAGCCCUUGUCGAUUCAUUAAGCGAAGUUACACCAAUCGUCCCUGGGACCCGGGACGGACGACUUUGGUCUUGCAGUUUUAUCUCCAAUGAACAAGUAGCUGUUGGAUUAGGCCCAUCUUACGAGCCCAUUCAAGUCUACGAAGUCACGCCGACAGGCUUCUCUUCGGAGCCUCUGCGCAAGUUUAGUCCCGAUUCCAAGUUCUGGACUGGUGAAAGAGAUGAUUGGCUUAUGAGGAGCAACACAUCCGUGUACCCCGUUCUUCCAAUCACUCCUGGGUCUCAUGGUGGUUCUGAAACAGGCCAUGUAUUCCUUUCUGGAGGAUACGAUGGAAUUAUCCGACUACAUGACAUGCGCUCUCCACGAGGGUUCGAAACGUUGUUCUGGGAUGUCACCAACGACUCUGCAAUAUAUUCGCUUGCAAUGCAAGGCCUUGAGCGUGUGGUUGCUGGCACCUCGAUGCAUAGUAUGCUAAAAGUGUUUGACUUGCGUUUCUCUAGCUCGCAUGCAUACCACUAUAUCCCUUUUUCUUCUAAAAUGGGGCCCAAGGAACCCAAAGCCUUGUGCCCCGAAGGAAAGAAUUUGAAAAAUUCUCCAGUCUCCGGCGGCUGGAAUCUCUACCUGAGCCCAAGAAAUCACGUACGAAACUCCAACCUUCGAGCGUCAUACUAUAGAUCCUCGACCCCCAACUCACCAAUCUACAGCCUUUCCAUCCCUUCCGCGACAUCCCCUUCUCUCUACGCCGGCGUAGAAGGUGCAGUCGUAAGCGUCGAUUUCCUCUCUAUUGUAGACAAAUAUCCGGACCCAGUCUUCGCCUCAGCUAUCAAUCGCUUCCCAGACACUGGAGAAAUCGAUGUCAAAAGUUCAUACAAUCCAUUUGACAAUUCCUUAAACUUGGGGAUGUAUGAGCAAGGCACCGAUGAAGGACUGGGCAUGCACUUGGUGAUCCAGGAUGGAGUUGGAACGGGCGUCGAGAAGAAUGCAAAAGCGAGGGAUUACGCGCGGUUCAAGGGGUUGGAUGAAAGGUGGAAGGAUCCAAGUGAUGGCAGAAACAAGAGGACGAGAGGGCAGGAAUCAUCUGCUAGGCGGGGCGGUGGAGAGAGGGGAGUAUUUCUUGGGCAUGGGUGGUAG
Lindgomyces ingoldianus is the source of this 2265-nucleotide messenger RNA. RefSeq lists its product as uncharacterized. Gene Ontology annotation, molecular function: protein binding. The record is from RefSeq and is a predicted model, not a curated record. The transcript has 6 exons. NCBI's taxonomy places the organism in Eukaryota, Fungi, Ascomycota, Dothideomycetes, Pleosporales, Lindgomycetaceae. The coding region runs from base 1 to 2265 and encodes 754 amino acids.